CCGCCCGUAGUUUAGGAACGGCGGGGAAAGCCCUGUGUGCGACCUGUACUGUCCGGCUGGGGGUCAUGGCUGCUACCAGGACGCUCAACACCUUCCGUCUCCCGCCGUUGCCCACGAUUCGAGAAAUCAUUAAGUUGUUUAAACUGAAAGCAGUGAAACAGCUAUCCCAGAAUUUUCUCCUGGACUUGAGGCUGACAGAUAAAAUUGUGAGGAAGGCUGGCAACCUGACAGAUGCUUAUGUUUACGAAGUGGGCCCCGGGCCAGGGGGGAUCACGAGAUCCAUUCUGAACGCCAGUGUCGCUGAACUCCUGGUGGUUGAAAAGGAUAGUCGAUUUAUUCCUGGAUUACAGAUGCUUUCUGAUGCAGCACCUGGAAAACUGAGAGUUGUCCAUGGAGAUGUGUUGACAUUUAAGGUAGAAAGGGCUUUUCCACAAAGUCUCAAAAGAUGUUGGGAGGAUGAUCCUCCAAAUGUAUACAUUAUUGGAAACCUGCCUUUUAAUGUAUCAACUCCACUGAUUAUCAAGUGGCUGGAAAAUGUUUCUCAUAGAAAUGGACCUUUUGCUUACGGCAGAACCCAGAUGACGUUGACUUUUCAAAAGGAAGUGGCAGAGAGACUUACAGCCACUACAGGAAGCAAACAGCGAAGUCGCCUUUCCAUUAUGGCCCAGUACCUCUGUGACGUUCAACACAUCUUGACAAUCCCAGGUCGGGCUUUUAUCCCCAAACCAGAGGUGGACGUGGGGCUGGUGCACUUCACCCCCCUGACUCGGCCCAGGAUAGAGCAGCCGUUCAAGCUGGUGGAGAAAGUCGUUCAGAACGUUUUUCAGUUCCGAAGGAAAUACUGCCAUCAAGGGCUCAGAAUGUUGUUCCCUGAAGCUCAGCGCUUAGAAAGCACUGGAAAACUGCUACAGUUGGCAGACGUGGACCCCACUCUUCGACCCAUCCAGCUCUCUGUCUCCCACUUUAAGAGCCUCUGUGACGUGUACCGGAAAAUGUGUGACGACGACCCACACCUCUUUGCUUACAAUUUCAGAGAAGAACUCAAGCAAAAAUCAGAAAAUAAGGUGACAAGGAGAGGUGCAGACCCCGGCUGCUGCUGCAAGGGCUAGCAGCCGGCUGAGUGCUGAUUUUCACAAGCCGAACUGCUCGUGUGCACGCUCACCGGAGGUGACUGGCUUCCCUCUUACGGCACAGCUUGGUAAAGAGAAUAAACAUCAUCAAAUAAGAUACAGUACAAGCUUCCUUUUAAUAUAUAUACUGCAUAGAUAUGACAUGUUUUCGUAUAAACAGCGUCUAUUACAACCUUACAAAAAUGAAGUAUCUGCAUUUGUACCCCAAACCCACAUUAGAAUAAUUUAAAUAUGCUUUAAAUAAAGCAAACCCAACAGCUCAAAGAAAAUGCCCAGAGGAUCGGGGGGAAAAAAUGACCUUUUAAAAGCUAAUAAUCACACCUUCCCCACCUUUUUCCACAUAAAUUAAAUUAAUUAGAAAGCGGUUUUAUUUUAAGGAGUCUAAGUCAUUUUGAUACCUGCUCAAAAGGGAUAUAAACUAAUUUACAAAUUCUGACCAGUUUAAUCUAGUUUUCUGAUCCACAAUAAAUUAAAAUAACUUAACUCUUUACAAGUAUUUGUGGGAAAAUGUAUACUGCAUAAAACCCAAUAAUGACUAGUUUUUCUGCAAUUUCCAUUUUACCACUAGUUUAAAAGUGAAACCAGCAAUUUAGCCCACAUCUGGGUUGAAACUGUACUAAGACUUUCCAUGGCUUUCUGUCUCAUAAAAACACUCCUCGUUGACAACCGAUGUUAAACUCUGGACACUGAACUCUCGCUCGAGAACAGCAUUGAGAUCAAGGUUGGCGUUUUCAGACCGACUGUCCAGGGACUGGUGCCGGGUCUGCGCCUUCAGCAGUGUCCCCCUGUCCCUCUUGGUGCUGUUGGCUUUCCGUUUGAUGGCGCAGAAGUGCCCCCGGACCAGCUUGGACUGCGGGCCCCCGGGCUGGCCGUCCCUGCUGGGUGGCCCGUCAGCCAGAGGGGCAUCGGGGUCCUCGGAGAUCCUCAGUCUCUGGAACUGAAUCUCGAUGUCUUUGGUCGGGCUGCCGCGCCCGCGGGGCUGGUGAUGGUCCUCGUCGUCGUCGCUCAGAAUGUCGCUCUCCUUGAUGAGCCCGUCCGGGAAGGCGGCCAGGCUGGCCUGCGGGCCUUUCCCGGGCUCCGGCUGGCUCCCCGCCGCCGGGCAGCCGCUGCUCGGGGUGCUGCUGCUCAGGCUGCCCUCGUCCGAGUCCAGCGAGCUGCCCCUGCCCGGCUCGCCCGGCCACUCGCUGCUGGAGGAGUUCUUGAGGCCCCUUAAGGACCGGGACGAGGCUGCAAUGAGAGGAGCACGGUCUCCCUCACGACAGGGGAACCGACGCCAGGGUGUGGUCUGCAUCGGGGGUUACCGGUUCCACACCGCACGUUCCCUUUUCUCAUCUCACUUCAGUUACCCAGCCACCAGGACUCGGGCCGAUAUGCAUGUACUGCAGAUAUGGACAUUUUUUUACUUAUAUUUAUUUGAAAUCUUAAGUUGCGGAAUUUGGCAUCUGUAGAUGACCAAUGACCAGAGCUCAAUUAUUUAGCUAGAACAGUAAGCUCUGAAUUAUCUUAAGGGCUAGGAUUCUUGUUUUGCUGAUGGAUAAAUUUAAAAGUUAGUUGCUAACAAAUCUAGGUUCCCUUAUUUCACUAAAGGACUGUAGUUUGACAAGUAAGAUUACACUAAAUUUCUGUGCUCACCUUCUCACCCGUUUAUGCCCAUGCUGCUCAGUUAAAGUAGAAAAAUGCUCUCUCUCAUGAGAACUGUGUGCUGGAAUUUCUAGCCAGCUUCCACAGAUUUAAUACAAAUACUGAAUCGUG
This is a messenger RNA of Camelus dromedarius (Arabian camel), 2882 nucleotides long. It is a transcript of the gene TFB1M, whose product is annotated as transcription factor B1, mitochondrial. The transcript has 7 exons. The coding region runs from base 66 to 1109 and encodes 347 amino acids. Gene Ontology annotation, biological process: rRNA methylation; transcription initiation at mitochondrial promoter. Lineage: Eukaryota; Metazoa; Chordata; Mammalia; Artiodactyla; Camelidae. Gene Ontology annotation, cellular component: mitochondrial matrix. The record is from RefSeq and is a predicted model, not a curated record. Gene Ontology annotation, molecular function: mitochondrial transcription factor activity; rRNA (adenine-N6,N6-)-dimethyltransferase activity.